Molecule: messenger RNA, 1236 nt
Organism: Xiphias gladius (swordfish)
Lineage: Eukaryota; Metazoa; Chordata; Actinopteri; Istiophoriformes; Xiphiidae
Product: vicilin-like seed storage protein At2g18540
Exons: 5
Source: RefSeq, a predicted model, not a curated record
GGCUCGGCUCGGCUCCACCUCGCUCGGCGGGUGUGUGAAGAAGCUCCAGCCCGUUAUUUCAAGGUGAUUCCCCGGCAGGAAGCUCACUUCUCGGAUCCUAUGGGAGUUUUGAUAACCGCAGUUUUACUCUGGGCUGCCGUCGGAGUGGGAAGCCGGCCAGUAAACUCACCCCUUAAUGAUGCAAAGGUUGAAUGUAUUAUCCAGGAGACACUGAAUGAAGAUGGGUCACAACAUGAGUGUGGCCCACGGCUAGCAGAGGAACUUGAUGGAGUGCAAAGACAUCAAGGUCUGCUUAGGGAGCUGCAGAAGCUGGCUGAUGAUGAGAGAGAAAGGGAGCAUGAGGAUGAGAGGCAGAAGGAGCGUUAUGAGUACAACUUGGCUGACGAUGAGAGCGACUUCCAGCAAAGGACUGAGGAAGCGAAGGAGGAAAGAGAUGUGGCCAAACUUUUGAAAAAGACGGAGGAAAAGAAGGAACACAUGACAGAGGGAGAUGACACAAAAGAGAAGAUGAUGGAGAACCCAAGAAUUGAAGACAAAGGGAAGGACGAUGAAGAGGAAAGAGCCAAGGAGCUUGAGGAACUGCUGGCCGAAGAGAUCACCAAGAAAGGGAAGGAGGAGAAGAACGAUGAAGAGCUCAGAGAACUGCUGAAAGAGCUGAAAAAGAAGCGAUAUGAGGCAGUAAAGGAGAGGGAGAUCCAGAAAGGCUCUGAAACAGAGCAGAAGGAGGAGAUAGAGGAUAAGAAGGAAAAGGAGGACAAAGGGAAUGCAGAAACAGUGGAGGACUUGGAGAAGCAGAGGACCGAGGAGAGGAGGAAGAACGAGGUGGAGCUAAUGGUGGAGAAGGAGAAGGUGGAGAAAGAGCUAAAGGAGCUUCUCAAAGAGCAGGACAGCAAGAACAAGCCACAGCAGGAGAGGGAGAGGAAGGAAAAGCAGGAGGAGCUGGAUGAACUUGUGAGGAAGAUGAAGCGGGUCCAGGAGGAGGACGACCAGGAGACGCAGGGCAGGACAAAAGAGGACAUGGUAGAUGAAAUGCCAGUGGAGGAAGAGAGCGAAAAGAAGGAGGGAGAAGGAGAAAAGGAGCCUGAUGAGAAAUCAGACAAUGAAGUUAAGAAGAAGGAGGAGGCGGCAGCAGAGGUGAAGGAGCCGCAGCAGAAGAGAGUGAUGGAGAAAGCAAGUGAUGAAGCCACACGGCAGUUUGAGCGGGAAAGGUACAAGGAUGAGGAAGAAGAGGAGGAA